Molecule: messenger RNA, 5324 nt
Organism: Clupea harengus (Atlantic herring)
Lineage: Eukaryota; Metazoa; Chordata; Actinopteri; Clupeiformes; Clupeidae
Gene: mgab
Product: MAX gene-associated protein-like
Exons: 20
Coding region: 351-5324 (1657 amino acids)
Biological process (GO): positive regulation of DNA-templated transcription; regulation of transcription by RNA polymerase II; cell fate specification
Cellular component (GO): nucleus; chromatin
Molecular function (GO): DNA-binding transcription factor activity, RNA polymerase II-specific; RNA polymerase II cis-regulatory region sequence-specific DNA binding; protein dimerization activity
Source: RefSeq, a predicted model, not a curated record
CUGCGCAUUGUCCACAAUCCGAAAAGCCGCCAUGGUGAUUCUUACGUCACUCCCUGUGAGCACGGGUGUGUGUGUGUGCCUGCGUGCGUGCGUGAGAGAGAAAGAGUGUGAGAGUAGCGAGUGUGUGUCUACUACAGCUGGUUAGAACACGGCGAAAAGACCGUGAGAGUGUAAGCGACCAAAAUACCAAGACUUCGAACUUCCGACAACUCGAUCCACAAGAUAUUUUAAUGGGAUGAGUCACCAGCACCCGUCAGGAACUAGGCGUCUGUAGUCCAGCGCUGAAGCUGUGUGCUGUAAGGCACUGUUGAACACACUCCACUCAACUUCCUGCUUCCGUCACGGAGGACAUGAUCAGUGACAUGACGGGCUCAGGUGAUGAAGAAGAGGAGAAGGACACGAGCCUCUCAUCCUUUCUCUCUCCUCCAUCUGGCAUUGCUACGCCACUGACGACUACACAGCACUGUGAUGACCACGCCAUUGCACCUGCCACCAAAACUAAGAUGGCCGCCUCAAGUGGCACACUCUGCCCCUCGGAACCCGACAAGGACACUAAAAUCCACGUCACCCUGGGCAACGACUCGGUGUGGCAGGAGUUCCACGUCACCCUGGACAACGACUCGUUGUGGCAGGAGUUCCACGGCAUCGGGACGGAGAUGCUCCUGACCAGGAAGGGCCGGCGCAUGUUCCCCUUCUGCCGCUACACUCUGACGGGCCUGGAUCCCCAGCGCCUGUACUUCCUCGUUAUGGACUUCCAGCUUGUGGAUGAGCACCGGUACCGCUGGACCUUUGGGGGCCGGCUGCGGGGCGGGCCGGGCGAGGAACACAAAGUGGGUGGUCGCGUCUACACUCACCCGCUGUCGCCCGCCGCGGGCUCAACGUGGAUGCGAGUUCCGGUGACGUUCGGCACGGUGAAACUGACCAACAACCUGUCAAGUGACGACAGCCUAAUCCUGCUGCACUCGAACCACCGGUACAUCCCACGGCUGUGUGUGGUGCCCUUUGACCCCAGCAGGCGGAACACCAUCAACCACCAUGAUCCAGAGGCGCAGACGUUCACGUUCCCGCAGACGGAGUUCUACGCUGUGUCUUGGUACCAGAACCCGCAGCUCACUGAACUCAAGAUCAAGCACAACCCGUUUGCCAGCGCGUUUCGCCAUGAAGAGAUGCACCCGGGCAAGCACAUGCAGUUACCAGCAGGAGGCGAUCAUGAGUCCCGUGUCUCUCCUGAUUCAAACCACGCCAAAGGCAACAAGAGGGCUAAAAGGCGCCUGUCACUCCCCACCGCUGGCGAGUUUGGGCUGGGGGCGUCUCCGGUGCUCAAAAAGAAGAUGGCAGGAGGCCUUACCCGCACCGAGGAGAUGUUGUCCACGGAGGACGAGAGUCGCAAUCAUGGCGCUCGCCCCAGUCCUUCCUGUUCAAAGAGACGAGCUCCUGCUAAGCUGAAGAGACGAGUCACCAUUCCCAGAGUUCCCACACACACCUCCACCUCCACGCCUCGGACGCUGAAGAGGCCGGCACUGACCUCCCCGAAAGGUCCAAAGACGCUCCUGCACAAGCGCAAGACCAAUUCCAGGAAGAAUGCCAAGGGUUCUGGUGUAGUCACGGAAACGCCUUCAGAACCAGCGGUAGUGACUCAGGAGCUGGCUGUGGACGAUGUAGAGGGCAUGCUGUUUGUCUCCUUUGCCAACAAGGAAUCUCACGAUACCCACGUGCCCUUGAAGAGAGAGCUGCAGGAAUCUCAUGAUACCCACGUGCUCUUGAAGAGAGAGCUGCAGGAAUCUCAUGAUACCCACGUGCCCUUGAAGAGAGAACCACCUCCGUCGCCUCCGCUGAACUGCCCCCCAGUCCUGCAGCUCCAGGAGGCAACUAGGGCAACAGAACCUGAGAAAGCCACUGAAGAGGUCCUGCAGGAGAGGAUUGUUCAGCUGGAGAAGACGUUGCUGGUGGAUCUGGGAUCCUUCAAAUACAGGCAGGUGGUCCAUCCUGCUCUGAAACAGGUUGGCCUGAAGUUGAACCUUGUGGACCCUGAAGUGGCCAUCGACCUGCAGUACCUGGGGGUCACCCUGCCCCUGCCCCUGCCCCCCCUCCUGAAACCCAGCGCAGCCUUGUGUGCAGAUGGGACCAUUCCAUUUGUUUCUCUUACGGGGAAGACCAAUGACCUCACUAAAAUAAAAGGCUGGAGAGACAAGUACAGCAGCUCCUCAGAACUCCCCCACAUCACACCCCAAGAGGGCCCAGUGAAGGUGCACUCUGCGUUCAGCAGUGAGAUGCUGGAUGAGUAUCUGGAGAAUGAGGCCCAGAGGAUCACCGAGCGGGCCGAGACCUUCUCCUUCUCCUCCUUCGGCUCCGCCGACCCGGUUGCUGCCGGUGUGGCAUACCAGCUCCCCUCCAGGAGCAGCAGCUAUGUGCGCACCUUAGACAGCGUGCUGAAGGGUCGCUCAACCACCACCAGCGCCCCCUCCCCCGUGCCACCCCUCUCCAGCACCCACGCCCCCUCCCCCGUGCCACCCCUCUCCAACACCAACGCCUGGAGGGACGCAAGUCCACCUCCGUCCAGCUCCAGGCCCAAAGCGUCCCCUCACAGGAAGACUGGGCCGCCUGUUACUGGUACCAGUACCGCCAAACCGCUGAAGUGGGAUGCCAGUCAGGGCACCAGCCGCUACGGGGGCUUCACCAAGCCACAGUGCCACCUUCAGGCCAUGGAGAGGCAGGCCUUCUGCCAGGGCCACACGGAGACAUACGUCACCAAGGAGAGGGCCACCAUCGCUCUGGGCGUACUCCUCACGGCACAGGGCUCGGUGAAGGCGGACCGUGUGGACUUGGCCGGUGGGGACAUGUUGGGCGCGUGCCAGAGAGACUUCUGCAGGCUGGGGUGUGUGUGCCUAAGCCUUCUGCGGCAGCCGCGGCCCCCCACACACUGCCGAAGGCCCCAGUGCAUGUUUGAGUGUGUGUGCUUCAGGCACCGGGUGCUGCUUAUAAGGCCUCACCCUGACAAGAGCAGCAGCAGCAGCAGCAGCAGCAGCAGCAGCGCUCAUAGGGCAGAGAAGGACAAGAACAAGGACCUGAAGUUACUGGCUUACCCCAUCUCUAACCCUGAUAAAGGCCUGAGACCAGCCCCCGGCCGUCGUGUGCCUCUGCUAUGGGAGGGCAGAGCGGACGAGGAGGACCCUGAGCCGCUGUUCAAACCUCAGAAACAGUGCGUGUCCAAGGCCUCUUUCUCAGCGACCUCCAAACCAACCAACAAACAUCAGGUCAAGGGCCCGAGGGUGAAGGAGGAGGAUAAGAGCAGUCCGGUGUACAAGUACUUUGACAGCAUGAUGACCUGUGCCCGCGUGCGCCCCAUCAACAGCAUGCCCCCACCACAGAUGCACAUCCUGCCUGGUCUGGUAACCAACAGAGCGAAGGAAAAACAUCUGCAGUCUCCUGAGGCUCCUGGAAGCAGGUCAGACGCUGCGUGCUCCCAGACAUCUGUGCCAGUGGCGCUGGAGAAUGAGGUGCCGUCCACCAAGCUGCUGCAGAUCGUCUCCGAGUGCAACUGGGAACCGCACCGCGAACUGGUCCUGAGUGCGAUCAACAGGCGCCUGAAACUGGACCUGCUGACGUCCUCAUUCACGCUGGGGUUCUACCGUGUGCGUCUGCUCUCCGUGACCCAGCACAGGAGACAGAACCACUGCACCAUCACCUACAAGCUCAGCAUCUCCCGCGGCGACGGCACCAAGGACAAGCAGCACCUGCCCAGGAGCCAGAAGCCCCGCCCCAAACAGCCUCUAAGGCCUGGAUACCUCAAGGCCCUCCGGCUGAGGCCCGGUGUCUCCCCCAAGAGGCUGGUUGAGGUAAAUGGGAAGCACUACGCCAAAGCCAGACUCAUGCUGGGUCGAAUGGGGGCUCUGCAUCCAGUCAAUCGGCUGGCAGCGUUCGUCACGGGCAGGCUGGUGACAUUCCCGGGGAGCUCAAGCGCCUCAGUGGAGAAGGAUGCAGUGCCUGGACCGCUGGUUGAUAGUCCUCCUCAGGGUCCUAGUGCCUCUCAGCUUCUCUACAUCCCCAUUGGUUCUCCCGAUGGAGCCACUCCUCCUGCGCCAGCCACACCCACCCAGAAUGGAAUGCUGAAGCCAGUGGUCGGCGCUCAAAAGGGGGCGCUAUACCGCCAACCCAACGGACAGCUGGUCCGGCUGGUGCCCUUGAAAACACUCAAGGCCAUGAAGUCCACAUCUGCCCCGUCUCCUGCUCCAGAUGCUGUGGCCAAGCCCUUCUCACUCUCUGGGAAGAGCACCAUGCGCAUCUCUCAGGGCUCUGCGGCGGUCAGGACCCUGCCUCACACCGGAUCCUUCUCCUUCAGGAUCUGCCCGCCCUCAGAGCAGUCCAAACCACUGGGGCCGGACACACAGGUGCUCAAGGCGGACCAGAACUCCUCCCAUUCCUUGCUGGGCGGCUUCACGCUACUCCAGCUGCCCAAGGAUCCUGAGAGGCAGGUGAGGGUUCCUGCAGAGGGUGCUAAGAUGGUGGCGGCCACCGCAGUUGCUCCUCAGGCUACUUACAAAUCACAUGGAACGUCCAGACGGGGUUCUAAAAUUACUGGAACCUCUAAUCGGGGUUCUCAAAUCACUGGAACUUCAGUGGAAGAAAGGAGGAAGGUGGUGGCCCCGGUGGUGGUUCCUCCAAUGGCCUCCAGAACACUCCAGAACAAUGUAGCUGCAGUUCCUCCUCAGGCCACCAGGAGAGUGCACAGAGGUUCUAAACUCCGGGGACCAGGGGAGGGCGCUAAGACAGUAGUGGCCCCUGUGGUCUUCCCCCCGACUCCUUCUAGAACACCACACCACAGCGUGGCGGAGAGAGAGCGUCGCCAGCUCCACCAGACCGGCUUCAGGAGGCUCAAGGAGGUGCUGUGCAUCACCGGCACCAAGGUCACCAAGCAGGACAUCCUGGACCAGGCCAAACUCGUCAUCUCUGCAUUGAAGACCAGAGAGAAGAAGCUGGAGAAGAAGAAAGCCUUCAUGACCCGCACGCAGUCUGACUACAUCAAGACCAUCUCCCAGAUGUCUGGGAAGACGGAGGAGAUGAUCAAGAAGAAGCUGGAGGAGAUCAGCAAGCGUCAGCGUCUGCUGGAGCAGUACCGCCAGCGUCUGAACGAGAAGAACCCCGUGAAGGCGCAGCUUAAGCUCACCGCGUGCGACUGGCUCACUGAACGCUUCGCCAUCUGGAAGCGACACAAGAGAAAGAGGAAGGGGAAGGGGAUCCCCAAAACCAGCACGCGCUCAGACGUGAAGGCCAGGGACUCUCCUGAACUCAGAGCCGCUCUGCUGAACUCUGGAAACACUGUAUAA